AUGGACGCUGGCGAGUCGCGGAAGCUUGGCUUGACCUCGUCGGCCUCGUCCUUGACCAAGAAAUCAAUGACCUUUCUGAAGGACGUUACAAGCCUGGCCCAGAACACUUUCCAGACGCCGAGCAAUCAACAUCAGAGCAAUUCGUACGGCUACGGUCAGCAACAGGGUCUGUCGCAGCACUUCAACCACACUAUCAACGCGCCACCGCCUCAGCAGUAUCUCUAUCCACAAUCGGCAGUGUCGCAGCAUCCACCCCAGCAAUGGCCACGCCCACCUCCAUCGCCAAACAGACCUUCUCCACAACAGUCGCCCUCUCCUCAGCCCUACGCGCAAACAUACCAACCUCGACCAGUCAGUCCAGGCUAUAUUCCAGGGCAAGGACAAGUGAGCGUAGUCCAGCAGAAUCAGUAUGCUCCUGCGCCGCCACCGCGACAUCCUUCUGUAACUUCCGUGCACCAAUACGCUGAUCUGCCGCCGCCACCUCCAUACCCUGGGCAUCCUGUGUCGACACCAUCGCCACCCAUAGGACCACAUGUACAACAGCAGAAUCAUCCCAUCUCGCCGGACUUACCACCCGUCAACCAGCAGCUUCCUAAUCAGGCCGGCUGGCAUUCACCAUCACCACAGCCGCAAUACUCACAGGGACCUCCACAAUCUUUCCAGCAACAGCCUUCAUGGACCCCAUCGCAACCAUCUCCACCACCACCACAACAACAGUACCAAGCAUAUUCAACACCUCUAUCUUCAACGCCUCAUCUGCAACAGCUGCCUCCGCCGCCGCCACCUCAGAGACACCCAAGUGCGCCCAACAUCCAGCACCGACCGCAACAAUAUCAGCCGCAUCAUUCGAACACCUAUCCGUCGGCGUCACACCCUCCUAUCCAACGACCGUCGACCUCACACAGCAGCGCUCCGUCAAAUGAAGUAGCUCCACCACUUCCUCUUCGACCACAAGUCCCGCACUCCGCCACCUCGCCGUCUUCUCAGCCUACCUCAAAUCCUCCGCGCCCGACCGGCUACGCUGAACUACCCUCGCCGCCAAAUCAGCAGCAGCAGCCGAAUCAUUAUUUCGCACCUCCAGCCGGAGUAGCAGAGAUGUACGUGCCACCACCGCAGUGGCAGCAACCCAACACGACUGGGUACGCGGAACUGGCGGGCAAUGAGCCUUCUGGCCUUCAACAAGGCCGCUUACAGCAGGGUGGACACCCUGGGGAUGUCAAGCCGCCGAUACAUCAGCGGCACCAUGGUGGUUCUGGUUUGGUCAUCCCGCAGAUUGCGGAGCUGCCUGGGUGA
Messenger RNA from Cyphellophora attinorum, 1293 nucleotides. RefSeq lists its product as uncharacterized. The transcript has a single exon. The record is from RefSeq and is a predicted model, not a curated record. The coding region runs from base 1 to 1293 and encodes 430 amino acids. NCBI's taxonomy places the organism in Eukaryota, Fungi, Ascomycota, Eurotiomycetes, Chaetothyriales, Cyphellophoraceae.